UCUGAUCUUGAUUUUCCUCAUUUCUUUCCCCCUCUUCACCAACUUGUACACUUUAUAAAGUAGUUCAACUCUAAAGAGAGAUCAUCUAAUUUAAAACAAGUAAAAUUUCAAGGAGAGGGAUAGAAGAGUGAGAUGGAGGAGGUUACUGGGAUUGAACACAAGACAAUGAAAGUGAAUGGGAUAAAUCUGCACAUAGCUGAAAUAGGCCAAGGCCCUAUAGUCCUAUUCCUUCAUGGCUUCCCUGAAUUAUGGUACUCGUGGCGUCACCAAAUGCCGUUCAUGGCAGCCCAUGGCUACCGAGCAGUAGCCCUGGACCUCCGUGGGUUCGGGGAUACCACGGGAGCACCCAAAGGCGACUUCACGGAAUUCACCACCCUCCAUGUUGUUGGUGACGUUGUGGAACUCCUUAACAUCAUUGCCCCUGACCAGGAGGUGUUUGUAGUGGGCCAUGAUUGGGGAGCUAUGAUUGGUUGGGCUAUGUGUUUGUAUAGGCCCGAUAAGGUCAAGGCCCUUGUUAAUAUGAGCAUUCCUUUCAUUCCAAGAAACCCCAUCAUAAGGCCCAUUGAAGCUCUGCGUGCUACUUAUGGAGAUGACUACUACAUCAUUAGAUUCCAGGAACCAGGAGAAAUAGAAGAAGAGUUUGCUGAAGUAGGAACCAAGACGGUGUUGGAGAAGCUAUUGACUAACCGAAACCCUGAACCACUGAAGUUGCCUAAAGGAAAGCCAUUUCACGAAAGUCCAGUGAUAUUGCCCCCUUGGCUCACUGAAAAAGAUGUUGAUUACUAUGCUAGCAAAUAUGAGCACACUGGGUUCACUGGUGGAUUGAAUUAUUAUAGAGCACUUGAUCUAAACUGGGAACUGACAGCACCGUGGACUUGGGCGAAAAUAAAAGUACCAGUGAAGUUCAUCGUGGGAGACUUGGACAUAACUUAUAAUUCAGCAGGAGUCAAGGAUUAUAUACACAAGGGUGGGUUAAAGAAAGAUGUACCCUUGCUUGAAGAUGUGGUUAUCUUGAAAGGGGUGGCUCAUUUUCUUCAACAAGAAAAACCUGAUGAAGUUAACGAACACAUUCACGUCUUCUUCCAGGGCCUUUCUUCCUCUGAUUGAAUGUUCUGCACUUUUGAUACGUCUUUGAAGCUAUAACAAGUUAGAUAAACCAGAAAACAAGAAUCAGUUUAUAUGCUUUAAUAAAUUCUUGUAACCACGCCAUGUAUCCUUUUCCAAAUAUCAUCAAACCUAAAUAAAGUUGGUUUCCAAUUUCCA
Messenger RNA from Lycium barbarum (goji berry), 1263 nucleotides. RefSeq lists its product as uncharacterized. NCBI's taxonomy places the organism in Eukaryota, Viridiplantae, Streptophyta, Magnoliopsida, Solanales, Solanaceae. Gene Ontology annotation, molecular function: hydrolase activity. The transcript is spliced from 3 exons. The record is from RefSeq and is a predicted model, not a curated record. The coding region runs from base 133 to 1107 and encodes 324 amino acids.